AUGCUGGAAAUCCUGCGUCAUAUUCCCGCUCCUGUGGUCAUCAUCACUGCAGCAUAUGGUGAUGCCAACGACGACGACUUGCAAGUUAGAGGAAUGACAUGCAGCAGCUUCACAAGCGUAUCUUUGGAGCCGCCGUUUAUCUCGGUGUGCUUGCGCAAGAACUCCCUCAUGAUGCAGGUGCUGGAGAAGUCGACUGGAUUCGGCGUGCAUCUGUUGAAUGAAGAGAACAAGCAGAAGGCCGGUGACUUUGCUAAGCCUCAUGACACAGGGAAAGGACCUUUCAAUGAGGCUGCAGGUAAAUGGGAACUGGUGUCACUCCGCGACUACAUGAGUGAAGUACCUCCGAACCACCCUGAGGGGCAGCAGGAUCCUGACGCGGUCAAGGGUGUGCCAGUGUUGCAAGAGAGCGCGUCGCUUGCGCAACUGAUUCUGAUGGCGGAAGCGCAGGAGCAACAACCACUAGAGAUGGAGCAGCAGGAGCAACAGCGGGAGGAGGAGGAGGUGGGGAAGGAGCGGGAGGUGGGCGUGGAAGUCGACAUGACGGCGCCCGUGACGGCGUGGGACAUCGAGCGCGCAGGAGGGCUAGGGGCGCGGGAUGACAUCGCGUCUCCGCUGCCCGUGGCCAUGGACGCUACGGACCUCGAGGAAUCUAUCAACGCCGAGCUUUAUCCGGAACUCGCAGAGAGCGAGGAGGAGGCACGCAUGGGCAGCACAGAUCCCUCAGCCCCAGCAAUCCAUGUGGGUGGCUCGUUCGAUGCUGCUGCCGCUGCUGACCCGGAGGAGGCAAGGCGACAGCUGGAGAGCAGAUUUGUACACGGGGGGCAGGGUGGAGUGUAG
This is a messenger RNA of Closterium sp. Naga37s-1, 837 nucleotides long. Lineage: Eukaryota; Viridiplantae; Streptophyta; Zygnematophyceae; Desmidiales; Closteriaceae. The record is from the annotation of a GenBank genome assembly.